Achroia grisella is the source of this 1659-nucleotide messenger RNA. It is a transcript of the gene UQCR-C2, whose product is annotated as cytochrome b-c1 complex subunit 2, mitochondrial-like. The record is from RefSeq and is a predicted model, not a curated record. Gene Ontology annotation, molecular function: metal ion binding. NCBI's taxonomy places the organism in Eukaryota, Metazoa, Arthropoda, Insecta, Lepidoptera, Pyralidae. Gene Ontology annotation, cellular component: mitochondrion. The transcript is spliced from 10 exons. Bases 93 to 1409 code for a protein of 438 amino acids.
UAUAAUCUGUGGUAUCGAUUCGAAAUUUUCGAAUGUCGUCUUUACAUAUUCCUUUUGAGUGACCAAAUUAUUUUGCCUCUUUUUCAACUAUAAUGGCAUCGAAAUCACUUGCAGCUCCAUUUAAACGCUAUUUUGCGAAAAGGGGAUACGCACAGGCAGUGCCUGCUGUGAAAAAGGAUGUGCGAGUUCAAGCAACUGUGCUUCCUAACAAGACAUUAGUAGCAGCCUUGGAUAAUGGUUCUCCAGUCACUCGUGUUACAAUAGCAUUUAAGGCGGGAUCUAGAUACGAGCCACAAACUGAACUGGGCAUCUCCCAUGUCCUGCGCACUGCAGCAGGACUUACGACCAAGAAUGCUAGUGUCUUUUUGAUAGCACGAAAAUUGGCACAAAUUGGUGCUACUGUUAGUGCUUCUGGAGACCGGGAGUUUGUCUAUUACACUCUCGAGGCCACUCAAGAUAAUCUUCCUGAAGCCCUGGCUUAUCUGAAUAAUGUUGUGUCAAACCAAGAGUUCAGACCAUGGGAACUUAGUGAGAUUACUCCUCGUCAGAAAUAUGAGAUUGCUUCUCUCCCACCACAAGUUCGUGCCAUAGAUCUUUUGCACAAAGCAGCAUUCCGCCGUGGUCUUGGUAAUUCCCUUUUCAUUUCACCAAAGAGAAUUGGCAAAGUCUCCUCUGAGUCUCUACAACACUAUGCCAGCACAACAUUGACUCCUGGUCGCUGUGCUGUAAUUGUUGUUGGUGAUAGCCAGGAGAAAGCUACAUUGGUUGCCCAAAACCUACAACUCCCAACUUCUGGUGAUGCUCAGACUGAAGCAUCAACAUACUAUGGUGGUGAACUUAGGAAAGAAAUUGGUGGUGAUUUGGCGCAUUUAGCAAUUGCAGUCCAAGGAGCUCCAGCUGGUUCUCCCCAAAGUUUGGCAUUGGCUGUUGCUGCAAGAGCCUUUGGCAAUGGUCCUGUUACUAAAUGGGGUGCUGAUAACUCCCCUCUUGCCAAAGCCGUUGGUAAUAUUGGCCCAUUCGCUGCUGCCGGUUUCAAUGUUUCAUACUCCGACAAUGGUCUUUUCGGCGUCGUGCUCUCCGUGCCAAAAGACGAAGCUAACGUUGCCGCAAAAGCAGUCGCCAAAUUGAUCAAAUCUUCAUCUUUGAGUGGUGAUGCUAUUCAAGCUGGUAAAAACCAACUUAAACUUCAAAUUCUGAGUGAAGCAGAAACGGGAACUUCUCUAGCCGAGAACCUCGCCGCUCAAGGCCUUUACACUGGAAAUGUAAAAUCACCAGCUGAUUUGGCUAAAGAAGUUGAUAAUAUUUCAAACAGCGAUGUUUCCCAGGUUCUUGCUAAUGCAGCGAAAUCAAAAAUAUCUGUGGGCGCCGCAGGAAACCUUGCAUUUGUUCCAUAUGCUGAUGAACUUUAAAUUAUUACCUACCUUUAAAUGUUAAUCAGAUGAUACAAAAAAUCUAAUGUAUUAGUACAUGUUGUAAUUUAUUAUUGAAUUAAAUGAUUCUGUUUUAUAUAAAACUAUUAUUCUGUGGUGAUUCUAACAGAUAAGUACUAAAAAGAUGUCCUUCAUUUGAGAGCUGUUUAUAAGUCCAUACAGAUGAUCCAUUAUUACCCUAGUAGCAAUUCUUAAGUACCCAUUAAUUUUUAAUAUUUGAAGUAUAAUU